Messenger RNA from Aplysia californica (California sea hare), 2363 nucleotides. Its product is annotated as mini-chromosome maintenance complex-binding protein. Gene Ontology annotation, biological process: DNA-templated DNA replication. Gene Ontology annotation, molecular function: chromatin binding. The coding region runs from base 379 to 2283 and encodes 634 amino acids. NCBI's taxonomy places the organism in Eukaryota, Metazoa, Mollusca, Gastropoda, Aplysiida, Aplysiidae. The transcript has 15 exons. The record is from RefSeq and is a predicted model, not a curated record.
CUUUCCUUGCUCUUCUUUACUUUGUGACACUACUUUGUGUGUGUGUUUGCGUGAACUCUUGGGGCCUGCAAGUCUGCAAGUAGAUCUAAGAUCUAAUAAUUUAUAAAUCUGAAUCAAGAUCUAGAUCUAGAUUAGAUCUGGAUCUUGAUUUCUAGAUCUAGUUGCGUGUUGAUAGUUGAAUUGAGAAAAGUAAAAUCAUAACACUGACUUGGAGUUGGAGUCGUUCGUCUGUCAACCCCCUGUCGUCAGCCCACACUGUCUGCUGUGUUUGGGCUCCUGUGUACUGUGUAUGUUUAUGAAUCGGAGACACAGACGAACAAACGAUAGGCCUAGAUCUAGAUUCUAGUCAAGCUCAUUCCAACGAAGACUGAAGUCAAAAUGCCUGGCAUAGAAGACUGGAAGACGAAGCCUCUCUCAGUCAUUAACUCCAUUUAUGAGGAGAACUCAGGAGAGUCCUAUGCAGAUUUCAUCAAGAAAGUUCAAGAGUACUUCACUCAAAGACUGGAUCAACUGUCAUUGCUCUCGAUCCCUUCUCUGAACACAGUGUCUCUAGAUGAGCUCAGGUCGAAUACAGUUGUCAAGUACCGAUGUAUGGUUCAGGAUGUCUUUGACCCACAGUUUUGCCUUGGAAAAUACAAAAUUGUAAACUCAAAGACACAGAAGUCAAGGGUAGAAUGUGGUGCUUUCAGAGACUUCCCUGAUUUGCAGCCUGAUGAAAGCGUUGACUUUGAAAGCCCAGAGAACAUUACAGUAGACAGACAAGGCUUUUAUUGUGUUCCAAUACCUGGUGAAGCCGAGUGGGUCAAAGAAGGUUAUAAAAGCAAGGAUGUCGAAAGAAAGAAACCAUCAAGUUCACAAGAAUCCAGACCCUCAAAAAGAGACAGAGAGGCCGAGGGUGAUCCUGAGCUCAGUGAAAAGACUUGCAAAAGAGUGGAAAAUGUAUCCCCUCCAAAUGUUGAAGAUAAACAGCAGGAAACAAGUGACAUGGAUGUUACACCUCCUCCUUGUUCAUCAGUUGCAGGGGCAAGUCAACAACCUACAAUGGCAAAGGGGGUUCCAAUGAAUUUCCCACUGCCAGAAGAGAAAGGCUUUCCUUGCAUUGUCAGGGUGUAUUCAAAUGAUGUUGAACUGAAAGCUACAGACUUUGUGGAGAUUGUUGGGGUCCUGUCCAUAGACCCUCAACUGGCUGCCAUUUAUGAUGAUGAUGCAGCAGAUGACGCGAUGGACCAGGAGGAGCUUCAGGCCCACGAGCCUCCCCCAUCACUUGUUCCGCGACUUCACGCUCUGGUCAUUCGACCGUUGCAGCACAACAACCCUCAGCUUCCAGCGCUUUCGGGAUCAGAAACUUAUAAGCAAGCUGUUUCUCAGCUCAUGCAGGAUGCAGGUUCCCUUCGCCUGGAGCUGCUGUCUGUGCUAGAGCAUGCUUUGCUGUGUGACAGAUUAGCUGCUGAAUAUCUGCUGUGCCACCUUGUGUCAAAAGUGUAUGCCCGAGCUGAUGUCUUGCCUUUGGGAAAACUAUGUGUAAAUUUGAGCCGUUGCCCCGUCACACAGAGAUACACCAAGUUCCUGAAUCAUCUCAUUUCUCAGCUGGCCCCUCAGGCUGUUCUGCUGGAGAUGUCUAUAGAAAGCACCAACAACUGGACAUUGAUUCCAAAGAAAGACUACAAGGUGAACCGGAUUACAGCAGGCAUGUUGCAGCUUGCCCCAGGGACCUGUCUGGUGUUGGACGAGACUGCCCUCCAACAAGGCCAGCUGAAUCACACAGGUGUUAUGAAUGUGAAAGCUCUGGCUGAUGUGAUCAACUGGCAGAAGGUAGAUUACGACUUUGAGUUUCACCCCAUUCCAGUUUACACAGACGUCAAUGUGUUGAUACUCUCAGAAGGAGAGUCCCUCCUUCCUAAAGAUAUUCUAUUGCCUGUGGCAAUAAACAAUGAGAUCCUAGACUUUCCUGAUCAUUUUGCAAAACUUGAUGGUCGCCUGUCUCCUGAAAAUUUGAACAAGCUGCGAUCAUACAUUACUGCCUGCAGACUCAUUGACUACAGUGUCUCAGAAGAGACUCAAAAAGUGAUACAAGAUGACUUUGUGGACACGAGACAGAGGAACCCAAAGGACAUGACUAUUGAGGAUUUCCAGAGAUUGUUGGGCUUAGUGCGUCUUCUGACCUUGACUUACGGCCUGUCGUCCCCUACUGUUGAACUGUGGAACAAAGUGCGCUCCAUGGAGGAAGAAAGAAAAAUCAGAUUAGCCCAGCAACCAAGGGCAGCAGCUCAAGGAAAUCAGUGAAGAAAAAUGAAAAUGUCCAAGAGUGGGACUUAUUGUUCCAUGAAAGUUUUCAAUUAAAAUGUAUAGUUCUGCAAAAUGUU